AUGGACAUUGUCACAAUCUUCAACAACGUUAUAUCAGAAAUUGAUAACGAUUCUUCUCGUAUCCAAUUCUUAACUUUUACUGCAAUUCAGAGUAUUGCACGAGCACAAGAAAUUGUGGAUAUUAUCAACACCUCACUACUUCGAUUUGUUCAUAGUCCAGAACAACAAGUAUAUGUUUUGUAUGUUAUUGACUCAAUUGUAAAGAAUGAUUCAACUAGAACUUAUCUUCAGUUAAUUUGUCCAGGACUAGACGAGAAGGUAGUUGAUGUUUAUCAUGGGUGUCAUCAACAAUUGAGACAAUACAUUAUUGAUUUAAUCAACACAUGGAAUGGAUCAUUUCCAAAUGAAAUUAUUCAAUCAAUCAUCAGACAAAUCAACCCACCUGAACCAAUUGUUCAACCACCACUACAACAAUACUACCAACAAAUCCCACAACAACAAUUACCACAACCACCAGCUCAAUACCAACAAUACUUAAGUCAACAACCAAUGAAAAGAGAACCAGAGGGAUUCAAUCAAGCAGCCAUGCCACCUCAAAAAAGGAUGGUUAAUCUUUAUGAAAAUCCUGAAUUACCUUCUAUUGGCAUUGAUGAAGAAAUAGCAACAAACCCAUAUAUUCAAAGCGUUGUUGAACAACCUCCAGAACCUCCAAUUGAACCAACACCGAAUGUAAAUGAAGUCGACACUAUUGAUUUAAUGAAAGGUUCUAGUCAUCAAGAGCCAAAAGAAGUACAACCAGAACCAACUUUAGAACCUAUUCAACAAACAAUUAUAGUUACAAGAAAAUAUAACUUGGACCCUCAGUGUGAUAUUUGUGGAGUUCAUUGUCAUAAUAUCGAUCAACACAAACAAUGGCAUCAACGGUGUGACGCCCUAAAAGAUGGUAUUAGUAGAGAUUGGUAUGUGUCAUCCAACACCUGGAUUACUGAACCUAUUUCAGAACAUGCAACCAUUCAAGCAUUUGCUGCAGAUAAAGAAGAAGAAGCAAAAGCACCACAAAAAGUUGAAGAGAUUCCUGAACAAUCACAAGUUGUUUUAUAUCCAAUUGACGAACACUCAAUGAAUUGUGAUAUUUGUAAGGAGAAAUUUGAAAUAUCAGAUGAUGGAUUACAUUUCAAGAAUGUUAUUGCAGGUAAAAACGGUAAAUUAGUACACAAAGAAUGUGCAGAACAUGUUUAA
This is a messenger RNA of Entamoeba dispar SAW760, 1179 nucleotides long. RefSeq lists its product as uncharacterized. The record is from RefSeq and is a predicted model, not a curated record. Lineage: Eukaryota; Evosea; Mastigamoebida; Endamoebidae. The coding region runs from base 1 to 1179 and encodes 392 amino acids. Gene Ontology annotation, cellular component: cytoplasm; mRNA cleavage factor complex. The transcript has a single exon. Gene Ontology annotation, molecular function: mRNA binding; ubiquitin binding; RNA polymerase II complex binding. Gene Ontology annotation, biological process: termination of RNA polymerase II transcription.